Messenger RNA from Zonotrichia albicollis (white-throated sparrow), 3296 nucleotides. Lineage: Eukaryota; Metazoa; Chordata; Aves; Passeriformes; Passerellidae. The record is from RefSeq and is a predicted model, not a curated record.
ACACGAGCCACCAGGCGCGCUCGGUGUCCAGCCGUCCCUACUACAGCCUGCCCAACAGCAGCAGCCAUGAGCGGCGCUCGGUGCUGGCGCUGGCGGAGCCGCCGCGCUUCCACUCGCAGGCCAAGGGCAAGAACGUGCGGCUGGACGCGCACUCGCGCCGCGCCACGCGCAGGAACAGCUUCUGCAACGGCGUCACCUUCACCAACCGGCCCAUCCACCUCUACGAGAAGGUGCGCCUCAAGCUGGUGGCUGUGCACCACGGCUGGAGCGGGGCCCUGCGCUUCGGCUUCACCAUCCACGACCCCUCGCAGAUGAGCUCCGAGGAGAUACCAAAGUACGCCUGCCCCGACCUCGUCACCCGGCCCGGCUACUGGGCCAAGGCUCUGCCCGAGAGGUUUGCGGUCAGGGACAAUAUCUUGGCCUUCUGGGUGGACCGGCACGGCAGAGUCUUCUACAGUAUUAACGACGAGGAGCCCAUCUUGUUUCACUGUGGUAUUAAAGUUUCCGGGCCUCUUUGGGCGCUCAUAGACGUCUAUGGAAUUACCCACGAAGUGCAAAUUCUAGACAGCAUGUUUGCAGAGACCAUGACCACCGCCCGGCUCAGCACCGCCCGGCUCAGCACCUGCCUUCCCCAGAGCAACCACGACUCGGCCAACUUCAACAACAACGAGCUCGAGAACAACCAAGUGGUGGCCAAAAUUGCAAACCUGAACCUAAGCCGGGUGCCAGGGCUUGGGACUGACAACCACAUCAUCCCCUGCUGCCCCGGCCGGCGGCAGCACGCGCAGGGAGUCCCGGCCUUCCUGGACACCGACCUGCGCUUCCACCCCACCCGCGGCCCCGACAUCACCUUCUCCCAGGACAGGAUGGUGGCCUGCACCAACUGGCAGGAGAGCAAUAGGACUUUGGUGUUUUCUGACCGGCCUUUGCACAUCGGGGAGAGCCUCUUUGUGGAAGUUGGACACCUGGGGCUGCCCUACUACGGGGCCCUCUCGUUCGGCAUCACCUCGUGUGAUCCGAGCACUUUGCGGACAAACGAGCUCCCGGCGGAUCCGGAUUUUCUCCUGGACCGUAAGGAGUACUGGGUGGUUUACAGGGCCUUCCCAGUGCUCAACAGUGGUGACAUCCUCAGCUUCAUGGUCCUGCCCAACGGGGAGGUGCACCAUGGGGUCAACGGGGCCAGCCGGGGCAUGCUCAUGUGCGUGGACACCUCACAGUCCCUCUGGGUGUUUUUUACCAUCCACGGUGUGAUCAACCAGCUCAAAAUCCUGGGCACGGUGCAGUCCAGCCCAGGGACGGUGUCUCCCUCAGGAUCUCCUGGUGGCUCCCAGUACGACAGCGACUCAGAUAUGGCCUUCAGCGUCAACAGGUCCUCAUCAGCCUCCGAGUCCUCGCUGGUGACUGCCCCCAGCUCCCCUUUGAGCCCCCCCAUCUCUCCUGUCUUCUCCCCUCCGGAGCCAUCGAGCAGCAAGAACGGGGAGUGCACCGUGUGCUUUGACAGCGAGGUGGACACGGUGAUCUACACCUGCGGACACAUGUGCCUCUGCAACACCUGUGGUCUUAAGCUGAAGAAGCAGCUCAACGCCUGCUGCCCCAUUUGCCGACGGGUCAUCAAAGAUGUGAUUAAAAUUUACCGUCCGUAGGGGCUGCGGGAAGGGGGAACGCCGCUAGCAACCCACGCCUUUCCGUCCCUGCUUCUGGGUUAUCGUGCUGGUCAGUCGUUAUCCAGUGGCUCUGUUAUCUGUGUUUCCUUAUUUGACUGCUAGGGCACAAUUCAGGGAGCAAAGCUGAGGAUCGUGUGGGGCCCGGGACCCCAGCCAGCUGCAAAUGAGAAAUUUCCCCUGCAAAGGCUCUUUUUUCUCUCCUCCCGCUGCGGGGGAGGCUCGCUGUGCUGGGGGGUUGUCACUUGGGCAGUGCCAGAUGCCACUGGGCAGUGCCAGGUGCCACUGGGCUUCCCGACCCUAAAACCCCACAGCUCUGGGCUGCUGCCACGGGCUUGUGCUGUGGUGGAGUGAAAAUGGGAUAAAGCCCAGCAGGAGGGUUCAAAGUGGACAGAAAUGAUCUGGAAAUGUCAUGGAAGGAGAACCAGCUCAGGCCAAAUAGUGGCACAGCCAGGUUGUCACUUAUUGGGGUUCUGUCCCCAUGAACAGGCUCAUGGGGACAUGGAGGAGCUGGUCUGGGCUUUUUAAAGCAGAUUUUUCUUUCUGAGGCAGAACAGGGACUUCUGGCCAUGGAGGCUGAGAGCCAUGGGGUAGCAGUGAGGAGCAUGAGCCCACACAGAGCCCCUGCAGUGACGGAGCUGCAGGGAGCUGUGAGGGGCAGCUCGGGCACAGCCCUGCUGCCUUCUGAAGCCAUAAAUGCAGCCUGUGGGUGGCAGGGGUAUGUGGAUGGGCACACUGCAGUGGUGGCUUUGUCACCUGCAGGCACACACCCCUGCACUUUGCUCUGCCCUCCUGGAGGUGGCACAGCUGCUGUGUCACCUGUCCUGACUGUCACCUGUGCUAGACCUUCCCCUGCAGCCAGUGCCAUGGCAGGGCUCAGCCUUCCUCCCACCCCACCACGGGGAUUUUUUGGAGGCUUUGGUGAGAAAUUAAUUUCUGACCCAGUCCCAUCAGGCUCACCUUUAUUUCUGGGGACUGUAUUUGCUGAUUUUACCUGUUCUUUCUUUCCCAGCACAGCUCCCAGCUGCCUGCACGCUGGGUCUCAACUGUACCUGAGACCUUGCUGAGAAAAACAGGGAUUAUCUCACUUGGCUUUACUGAGGAGGAUAGAAAAAGGCUCAGGCUGAAUUAGAUGGUGGGAACUCAAAGGUAAAUGGGUAUUGGGUGUAAUGUCAGCUGCAGGCAGCACCUGAUUAUUCAGUACCAGGGCUGGUGUGAGGAGCUCAGCAUCCUCCUCCCUGCUGCUCCAGUCUCUGUCCUUUGCCCAUUGCACAGCCCCUAUCCUGUCCUUCAGCCCCAGCCUGGCCAGUUUCCAGCUGCUUCGGGCUCAUAAAGAGGGAAAAUGAUGGAAAUGGGAGGAUGAGAGGAGCUGUGUCCCUGCAGCUCUGUGACUGUGUGCUACCAAGUGCACAAGAACAGCUUUUCAGAAAGGUGCAAUUACCAUUUUAGUCUGGAAAAGGGAAAAAAUGGAAUAAUAACUCCUGUACAUUUUAGAGCUUCUGGGCACAGAGGGAGCCUGAGGGAUGUCUGGCUGUUCCCUCUCUCCUCCAAGGCUGUGGGUGCCUGGUGCUGCUGCCCACGUGGGGGCUUGGCUGUGCCAGGAGAGCUGGGUUUGGCUACUGGCCUGUGCCAGCC